UGGCUCUAGGAAUCAGAGUUAGACCACUAAGAUUUUAUAUUAUCAAUAAUUAAGAAUAAUAACCACAACUGCAAAAUUUAACAAUUGUUCUUCAAUUUACAAAGGACUCCCAAGCUAUUAAAAUUGUUAACAUGUGUAAUAAAUUUGUAAUUUAGUACGUCUGCUUUUAACAAUCCCAAUGCAAUGCUUGGUCCACCCCUCCCUGCAACCCAAAAUUAAAGGACACAUCCCAUCUUUUUACACCGGUGUUUUCCUGCGCGCUUGUUCGCAUUUCAUCAGAACUCUCCGGGUUUAACGGUUUUCAAAAUUGUAAUUUAUAUGCCAGAGUUCAGAAUCCCGCCUCCUCGACAAAAAUUCUAACAGCGUUUGUAGUCCCAAACACAGAGCGGGGAUUAGUCAAUGAGCGAUGGCAUUCUGUACGAUUUUAUGGAUAUCGUUCUUGAAAUGUUCCCAAGUAACGAAAGUUUGACAAAAACUCCAGUCUGAAUUUAGUGAGAACGUGGCCUAUCCGCAGCUUACAUUCGUCACGUUUUAAAGCUAACUAUUAAUUUUAGCAGGUAAUUGGUAACCAUCAAUCGGGAAGUUCUUUCUUCACCAAGGUUAGUACCGGUAGCUGCGAACUACUCACUCUGCAAAGCCAGACCGCACUCGCCUGGCGGGAAAAGCGGGACUUUCUUUCACAUCUCCCCCCCCCCCCCCAAGCCGGGCUUUAACUGUCCCUGUCAGGUUCUGAUCAAGUCGCCGGGCAAAGCAGAGCCAGGUGAGCCGGCGCCCUCGGGGCUCGCGGCUGAUCAUGAUGGAGAUAGGCAAGAGAAUUGAGGACGCCAGAAACUUCCCGGAAUCCAGAAGACUUCGCGUGAUUCUGCGGAGGCGAAAGAGACGCCAGCGGGAGGGAAACUUGGCAGCGGCGCUGACGCAAAGCAUGGCGCUGGCCGUGGUGGGCACGGCGGGCGCUUAUCCCAGCUGGGUGCUGAUGAGCGGCGGAGAGAUACAGAUUGUGCUGGGAGCGUCUUGGGUCAUCAACAAGGCCGGUCCCGCUUCCGGGUCGCUGCUGCUGGGCCCGAACGGGGCUCCCCUCAUGUUGGCCAUCGCUUUCUGCUGCAUCUUGAGCGUGAUGAUUGGCUCGUUGGCCCUGACACUGGACUUCUUGGGAUGGCGGCGGUUGCGCCCAUGGGCGCCGCUGUGCCACGGCUUCGCUGCGCUGUUGAUCGCCUGCGCGACGGCGCUUGGUUUCUGCCUCUUGAAGGUGAUCAGCAGACGGAUCCACACCAAGAAGGAAUUUCAUGGGUAUGAUUUAUCCAUCAGCCCCGGGCAGAGCCUUUUCUUGGCCUUCCUAGCCUGCAUCCUGGCAGCCGCCGCCACUUACAUAAGCCUCAAAACCCCGGCGCCGAUGGAACCGCCACGCACCACCCAGGAUUUGGAAAAACUCGAGGAGUUAAGAUUCUUCCCGAGCCGCGUUGGACCGGGAGAAUUUACCGACACCUCCGCAGCGUCGUUCUCUUUGAGGAAUACAUUUGGACGCGAGAGGAGCUCGACGGACGACAUGGCGUCAGAGAAAGAGGAGCUCUAUGAUUGCGAAAAGGGCAGAAAACUGCAGACGUCUUCUUCCCAUGAAUGUUCUCUAGAAAAACGAAGGGGACAGCAGAAAACAAAAAAGGACCCUGGCCGACGGUGGCUAUUCCGGAGAGAAAAUAAGCAUUUAGCUAAAGUGGAGGGCAAAAAUGAAGAGACUGUUUGCAAUUCUGAAACCUAGUUCCUGAUCGGGAAUCUGGAAGCCAAAAGCGCACAUACUUUUGGACAAACCUCAACAAUCUGAACGUGUUAGGAAAGCAAGCCUCAAGCAAGACUAUAUCCCUUGCCCAUAUUUAUUCUUAAGGAUAUUUUACUUUGAAUUGGAGAAAUAAUUUCACUGGGCAUUCCUUAAUGGGAAAUAAAAGAUAAAUGUCCUGUGAAACAGUGGAAAACUAAAUGCAGGCAUUUUAUAUUAACUAGCAAUUAAUUGUUACUUCAGCUGAGUAAACCCAAAUAUAUACAGUUUCAGUUUAGGUGUUGUAAAGUCUUCAGAUUUGCACAAUUUUUCACCUUUUAAACAUGUAUUUCGACCACUAUAACAAUUUUGUUCAAAUCAGACCAGCUACUUUUCAAAGAUUAUUUCAGUACUUCUGUGUGAAUUAAUGUUAAAAUUCAGAUCAGAACAGGAACUUGGUCUACAAUUCUAAAAUAGAGAACUAUCAUUUCGAGAGAUCACAGUAUCAUACUUUGAGCCAUUUGUUGAGGAAAUAUCCUGAUGCAAGCCAGCUAUCUCACCUAAACACUGAUACACUACCUCCAGCUUUAGAUUGUAUUACAUUUUAUUAAGCAAUUUACCUUUAUUUAUAUUUUCUGGAUGUUGUUUGUUCUGAAACUUAUCUGAUUCUUCAGUCUUGCUUACUCUUCCCCUACCCUUUGUUGAUAUUUGUUCUUAGACAUCUUAGACCACCUUGUUUCUUUUAAGAGAUUUAUUAUAGGGUAGUUUGUUUUUAAGUACUUUCUCUAAGGUGAAGAUGAUGAACCAAUUACAUAGCUGCCUUUGACAGAUACAGUACUUGGCCUUCAGAUACUUAAGAUCCAAAAGUUUUAUUAGUGGAUUCAAAAUGGAGCAAUAAGCUAAUUUUGAAUCUUGGAUUCAAAUAUGCACUGUGCAAACACAAAUAGGCAGAUCACUUUAAAAAUAUUUAAAAUAGCCAUCAGUAAUAUAUUUUUUCUUGUAAAAAAAUCUUUUCAAUUAAAUUUGUCAUGCUACACAUUGGAAAGAAAAAAAUGAGUUUUUGUAACCUCAAAUGGCGUUUCAUUUUCUUUUAAAAAUCACUGCAAACAUUCUAUUUGGGGAUAAAGUCAGCAGACCAAGUUCUGUCAUGUAUUAAGAAUAUAGUUUUAAGCGAUAAAUUUAGUUUUAAUGUAAAAAAUGCAGUUACACUCUUAAGCUAUAAUUUUACCUAUCCCAUUUUAACCCCUUUCCCGCCAGUUCAAUCAUGUUGUUAUUAUAAGAGACUGCCUGGACAAGUCCUUGGUUUUCCUGGCAAGAUUUUUCAGAAGUUGUUUGCCACUGUUUCCUUUCUAGGGAUAAGAAGAUGACUAGUCCAUGGUCACUCAGCAGGCUUUGUGAGAAAGUGAAACUAUAACUAAAGAUCUUUGGAUUUCUAGCCUAGUGUAACCCUACACCAAACUGGUUUCCUUUUUAACUUUUUAGUGUGUAUCAAUUCCCUGGGUGGUCUUGUCCGAUGUAAAUACAUCUCCCUCCCCCACUGGCACUAUAUGAUCUAUCUCUAGCCAGAAAAAAUGGAGCAACUAAAUUGCCAUGCCAAUCUUGAAGUUCUGUUUGUGAUUUGGCAAGUAGCUGAACAAUCCCAAAUAUUUCUAAAACUUAUUGUGCAUAUUGAUUGUAGUAAUUAAUGACUUAGAGAAAGUUUUGAUAUGACUGAAUGCAUUCAUUCCAGUUGAUGAAUGUAGGAUACUGAAAUAUUUUACCCUUGCUUAAAAUGAAUAGAACAUGGAAAGUGAAGUUUGGGAUUAGAAGAGGAAAUAAGAAAUUAUUGCACCAUGAUACUGGGCAGGCUGCAAAUAUUUCUUUAGACAAAAAUACAUACACCAACAUAACGUUGUUUUAAAUUUUAAUGUUUAUUUUCCCCAAGACAGCCUAGCCUGCAUUCUACUUGGAUAAAUUUCACAAGCUAGUUUUCUGCUGCAUCUAGUUUUAAACUUUUAACCAUGUUUCUGAUGACAAGGAAUGCUGCAAAAAUACUCUAGUCCAACAAAGAGUUAUGAUCACAAAAUAAUUUGUAUCCAUUCUACUGCAUUUCAGAAUUACCAGCUGAUUUAAAAAAAAAA
Messenger RNA from Crotalus tigris (Tiger rattlesnake), 3867 nucleotides. RefSeq lists its product as uncharacterized. The record is from RefSeq and is a predicted model, not a curated record. Lineage: Eukaryota; Metazoa; Chordata; Lepidosauria; Squamata; Viperidae. The coding region runs from base 794 to 1753 and encodes 319 amino acids. The transcript has a single exon.